UGAGCCCAAUGAGGCAGGUCUUGAUGAGCCAUGACGCACUGGCGAAGUCACUUUCAUACGAGAUGCCUGUGGUUUUUGACGUUUUUGCUGACUUUGUUUUCUCCAUCUCUGACUGCUCAAGCUACUGCUACCUCCAGCAGCUCCAACGCUAACGUGGGCUUGGUCGGGUUCAUCUUCCCUUCUGAGGAGCUGGUGGAAGGGAACUUUGUGCACUUCGUUGGGGUUAAACGAACCAAUGGUUCCAGCGGUGCUGUUCGUUGCAACAUCAGCAUUGUCACGUCCAAUGAUGUCCACGAUGCUGAGGAGGGCAAGGACUAUCUGCUGCUCUCCAGCUUUGUCGCUUUUGAAGAUGGAGACCCUGACCCCAAGGCUGUGGUCUUGCGCUUCUUCAAUGACCAGAAACUAGAGACGGUGUCAUAUGUUCGAUUGUCCAUCGCGUGCCUUCCAGAGGAGGCUAAUGGCCUCAUUUUGCAGCAUACUUUGAAGAUUUCUGAUGACAGGGAUGGUGGAAUCAUCAAAUUACCACGGAACAUUAUUCCGAUGCAGGAGGACCUUCUGUUUUUCCCACCGGCUGAGAGUGAAAGAUGCGUUCUUUCUGUGGAACGUGCUGGUGGAAGCAGUGGUACAGCUAAGAUCUUGGUGCACUGGCAUACGACACCAGUGUGUGCUGAAGAUGAUGAAUGGCCGGCCAUCUCGGAAGAUGCCUUGUUCAAGGUGGAUUGGUCAUAUCUUGAGGGUACUGGCAGUGUAUCUUGGGACGAUGGGGAAUCUGGAGUAAAAUGUGCUGUCGAAAAGUACUGGCUCCAGAACUUCUCUUCAACCAACGGGUCCAAUGCUUCAGCUGUGGUGGUGUAUUCUGACGGACUGGUGGAGACCGCUGAGGGAUUUUGUGGCUAUAUUACUGCAGAUGUGGGCAGUGCUGCAAUCAUCCCUGAACCCAGUGGUCGUCUUCCUUUUGCCAUGCUGAUCCGAGACAGGGGCAAGACGGGAGGAGGCGAACAUCGAUGUAUCAAGGGUGCAGAGUGCCCCCUGAAUCUAACACUGUCCAUUGCCGUUGCAUUUCUCCACCAAGCUGGGAACUGGACCUUUGUGCAGGCAGCUGGUCAUGGUGUCCAGUGCCUUCCGUGCAGCAUUGGCAUCAAUCAGAGCAGCUAUCAGAAUCUGCCAUUGCACCAAUUUAGAGUAGAAGGUCAAAGGUUCGAAUGGGCCGCUGCCGAUUUGGGCACUUCCCUGAGCAACGAAACCCCUGGCGACAGAUCCGUGUGCAUGUGCCGUGAUGGUGAUCCUGACAACGCUACCCACCAAAUUGCUACACUCGUCUUAGCUGGUCCAGAAGGGGACAACACAGCAAGUUGCUUCAAGAACCAGCACAGCUGUGCUGUACGGCUCCGUGAGAUACGAACCACUGGUGGUCAAAACCAUCUUCGCAUUAUGCCAUCUUGCGAGGACUAUGAACUCACUCCGCCAGGCUUUGUAGAAGGUGCUGUAGCAGUUGCAGAUGAAACUUCUUUCUGGUAUGAGAUGAGCGGCACGGACAAAAUGAGGCUUGAAGCCGCGGGCAUCUACAAACUCUGUUGGUGUCACUCCUUUUCGCCUUCUGAUUGUACCCAACUGAGCGAUUUCAAUGUCGAGGCUGGCUCUUUCAUCUAUGCUGGCCCUUAUGAAGUCGUGAGCCUCAGAGAAGUACGGAUCUCUCAGGUGCUAAAGGUGGAGGUCAGUGGCAUCGGCCUCUCCUCAGACGACGAGGCCAUGCUGCUAGUGACCUGUGGAAUGGGCCAGCCCAUUCUGCGCGCGGGCAAGAUCCAGGAGAGGUUCUUUAAUUUCGGCGUUCUGGGCAGCCACGGCAACGAGGUGGCGGCCGGGAGCUAUCAGCUCUGUUGGUGUCAGCCAAGCCUUGGCCGCAGCUGCAACAGCACUGAGGAGUUCAACGUGGCUUUUGGUUCUAUCCGGGUUCGUUGCCACUGGAACUACGCAGAGCUGGACACGGGGGAGUGUCGACGCUGUCACUUGCUCUUCGAGGUUCCAGAGGAAGAAGAUUCGGUGUGCCAAAUCGAUGCAGGGAGCUUUGCACUUGUGAUUUUGUGGUGGUUCGUGUCCACCUUGCUCUUCCUGGCCAUUGUGACUGCCCUGCGGUGUCGGUUGUGGACGUUGCCGAAGCGGCCCGGAGAACGGCCUGGGACUUUCAGUCCGACACUGGUGGGUACACCGCGGCCCAUUCGGGAUGUUUCUCAAACCGGUGGCAAACUGCUCAUUGCGACCAAUGGUUAUCACAACCUCAUCAAGUUCCCCGUGUCUCGGUGGUCGACCAUCCCAGUCACCUUAGCGGGCACUGCGCAUCCCUUGUUGGAUGGAGUGCAGUUCCAUGUCCGGGUCCGCGACGGCCGCACGUUAGAAGUCUUGUGCUUGGACAGAUCUCCAGUGACAUUUCGGGCGGAUAGCUCCAUGGGUCAAGUGGAGGUAUCUUUUGGCCGCGCGCUACUUCAUUCGGCGCUCCAUGGUUUGAACUUGAAAGUGCCUUUGCUGGGGCAAACCGUGAUUUUGGCUGGGUGCUCCUUGGCCAUCGGAAGAUUCCUGGAACCACCUGGGCUUCAAGGUGUGGCAGUGGUGGCAGCAGGUGCUUUCGUUGCCGUUUUCCUCUUCUUGAUAUGGCUGCAGUUUGUGAGGACAUCAAGUCCUUUGACUCACAGCCUCAAGAUGUAUGCCAGCAACAUUUCGGAGAAAGGAAUGACGAAAAAAACUAAAAAGGGCCCAGAGAGGGCGGUGGCUGUCCAAGAGGUCUUGGAUCUUUGGGACAAUUUCCAACACUUGGUGCGCGAUCGAAACAUGUAUUACAUGGACGUCAACAUAGUGAAACCGCUCACCAUGCCCUUAAAGCUCUCCUAUGCUGAGCUGGUUGGACCCCAAGAUGCCAUGUGGUUCGUGAGCCACUGGUGGGGUACUGAGUUCCGUGUUUACUGUGAAGCUCUUUCCCGGCACGCCAAGGCAUUCAGAGAGGAUGAAGUGACAGAUUGGAAGCGAACGACUACCUACUGGAUCUGUACAUUUUCCAACAAUCAGCACAAUAUCUCGGAGGAGCUUGGCCAGUCGCACCAAGAAUCCUCUUUCUAUCAAGCUUUGCACGAAGGCACGGUCAAAGGAACCUGCAUGAUCUUGGAUGAGAAGGCAAUGCCCUUGACACGUUCGUGGUGUCUCUUCGAAAUCCUGCAGACCAUUUUCUUGAAGAAGCAAGUGAUUCGGUUUCAAGGCUUAUUUUUCUGCACCGAAACAGGCGUUCUGAACCGCGGCAACAGCACGGUGGAGAUGUCCAUCCAAAUCGGCCAUCGCAUGGCACAUCUGAGAUUGGAAGAUGCCGAGGCAACCACCGAGCAGGAUAAGCGAAUGAUCCACGAUUUAGUCAUUGGCGAGAUGGAGAGUUUUGAUCACAUCAACCGGGUACUGAAGAAAUGCAUCGGAGAAGCCUUGACGGAAUGCGAAAAAUCGGUGAGCAAACAGUUUUCUGACCUUUACGAGGAGUUGGACUUUGUGACAGACUCACCGCAACGCGCUGGGGCUGGCUUCAUGACAGACUCACCGCAACGCGCUGGGGCUGACUUCGUGACAGACUCACCGCAACGCGCUGGGGCUGACUUCGUGACAGACUCACCGCAACGCGCUGGGGCUGACUUCGUGACAGACUCACCGCAACGCGCUGGGGCUAUCCGGAGCAGUUUGUGACAACAUAUAUACACACAAAUGAUCUAUCAUCUCUCUCUCUCUAUCAUAUACAUCGAUAAAUUGUAACAUCCACAGUGUCAAGAACAUAUGUUGGAUGAGCAUCCCCAAUGUCAGGUCCAUCUUGACCAUCAACCAUGCCAGCCCCUUUAGGGGGCGGGCAGAUCGAGUGCCGGUGAUCAAGUCCUCGGCCUGGUGUUGAUGACAGGUACAUACAGGUACCAAAGGCCAGAUUUUUGGAUCUUGGAUCAUUGGCUCAAGCUGUUUGCAUGAGCUGGUGUCUCCAUGUCCAUUGCCCAAGAUGGGCCACAGAGCAAUGCUCAGCACCUCAGCAUCUUGGAGCCAACUAAGUGGCAACUAACCAGCUGCUGAUGGUUUUGGGCAUCGCUCGCUUGCACAAAGAGGCAGACAUAUUCAGCACGUGUUGCAAAA
Molecule: messenger RNA, 4143 nt
Organism: Cladocopium goreaui
Lineage: Eukaryota; Dinophyceae; Suessiales; Symbiodiniaceae
Source: the annotation of a GenBank genome assembly